Messenger RNA from Protomyces lactucae-debilis, 595 nucleotides. RefSeq lists its product as uncharacterized. Bases 90 to 398 code for a protein of 102 amino acids. The transcript has a single exon. The record is from RefSeq and is a predicted model, not a curated record. NCBI's taxonomy places the organism in Eukaryota, Fungi, Ascomycota, Taphrinomycetes, Taphrinales, Protomycetaceae.
GAAAGGACCUGAAACCGGGAAGGGCCUGAAAUGCGAGUGAGAGAAUAGAGAGCUAGAGGAGUGGUGAUGCGCCGAGAGCGGGCCUGUGCAUGCGCCGGAAUCACAGGAGGACGGGCGCGCGAGGGGAGGCAGGAGGGAAGAGAGUAGGGAGGGUGUUCUUGCUGCUUGUUGUUGUCCUUUGCGAGGAUUUCGGGCUCUGCGUCGAAUUUGCACAUCUGCACACAGACUCAACUUACUCAAGGCAUCAGGGACAGGAAGUGUUGCUGGGGAAGAGACAUCUGCUGGGAUUCUGCUCAUACUGCUCAUACUGCUUUCAUGACUUGCUCGAGGGCUUAAAUCUAUCUACAAAGGCAUAUGCCUGUUCUGCUCCCAGAAUCACCUACAGAAUACCGCUUUGACAUAGACGAUGAUGAACUCCAUGCACUUAUGGACCUCCAGGAGCAGGGCCUUCUCCCUCCAGCCAAGGAUGAGCUUGCAACAACCAUCGAGUCAUCUUUACUCACCGCCGAUGACUUGCUCACCCACAAUCAGGAGCAAGAUAGCGCAGAGCAGAUCGGUACGUGAGUACGCGUGACUCCCCAGCUGAGCUAAUCUU